GUGACGUCAUGCGCUGGCGCAGCGCCGUCGCCAUCAUGGCGGGUAGAGGGGCUUGCCGCGUCCCGGAGCGGUGGACCGACUACAUCCCGCUGGGCCGCAGAAUGCCAGGCACACGCUUCAUCGCCUUCAAGGUGCCCCUGAAGGAGAGUUUUGAUCGGAACCUUCUGCCAGAAGAGAGAUUUUCCCCUCGUGACCUCAUCAGGAAGGUGGAGGAGAGGAAGGAGGAGCUGGGGCUGAUCAUUGACCUGACAUACACCACACGCUACUACGGGCGCGAGGAGCUGCCACCCACACUGUGCUACUCGAAGAUCCUGACCAUGGGGCACGAGAUCCCAAACAGAAGGACCAUUUUGAGGUUCAAAUACCUUGUGAAAAAGUUUUUGUCAGCCAACAAAGACAACGAUAAACUCAUCGGGGUGCACUGCACACAUGGCUUGAACAGGACUGGCUACCUGGUCUGUAGGUACCUGAUUGAUGUUGAAGGCAUGGAGCCAAAUGCUGCCAUAGAAUUGUUCAACAACUGUCGAGGGCAUCCCAUAGAGAGAACCAACUACAUCCAGGAUCUGCAGAAGAGAGCCCUGAAAAACAGCUGUGAAGUGAAGAAUUUGGGCUCAGAUCUCUUCAGGAAAAAAGGCAGUGCCCCAGCCAAGCCCCAAAAGCAGAUAGUGAAGCACCACCCCAGCCAGCCCCCCCUGGCAGUGCCCAGGAGCCCUGGCAGUGACAAGAAGAAGCAGUGGCUUGGACCCACCAUGCAGGAACAGCCCCAGGAGCUGGGAUACAGGCACAGAGCCUUGGGGCAGGGGCAGCUGGAACAGAAGCAGUUGAAGAAGCUGGAGCAGAGGCAGCAGAAGCAUGUGGAGCAGAGGCAGCUGGAGCAGAAUCAUCCAGAGCAGAGACAGCAGAAGAAGCUGGAGCAGAGGCAGCAGAAGCAUGUGGAGCAGAGGCAGCAGAAGCAUGUGGAACAGAGGCAGCUGGAGCAGAAUCAUCCAGAGCAGAGACAGAAGAAGAAGCUGGAGCAGAGGAAGCAGAAGAAGCAGAAUAAUCUGGAGCAGAGGCAGCAGAAGUGGAAUCACCUGGAGCAGAAGCAGCAAAAUGACCUGGAGCAGAGGCAGCAGAAGAAGUGGAAUCAGCUGGAGCAGAAUCAGCUGGAGCAGAAUUACCUGGAGCAGAGGCAACCCUGGAGUUUGGCCCCCAGGAACUGUUGGCUUUCACCACCCUCCAAGAAGAAGCACAAGGAGCUGAUCCCCCCCCAGAGCCCCCAGCCCUGCCUACCCCAGGGGCCUGCACCUGCCAGGAAACGCAGGCACAGGAAACACAAACUGAGGCAGCAGGAAAUGUCCUGACAGCACUGGGAAUGUGUUCCAUGAGGAAAAAAAACCCUCCUGCGGCUGGAGGGAGCAGCUGUGGCUGAACCAGGAGUUACCAGGCUGGGUGUGGGGCAGCUGAACAGGGCUGAUUUUUAAUGUUUUCUCCUGCUCUCUGCAGCACUGAUGCUUUUACAAAGAAUUUUUUAAUCCGAUGCUGAUCCAUGCAGGAUGCAGGGAAUAAAAAUAAAGAGAGACUCAGUCAGAGCUGGAAUAAUCCUAAAUAAAUAACCUCAGGCAUCCCUAGAACCUUCAACAAAACGGGUUUUUGUUGAUUUCCUCAAUGCAUAACAAGAAACAGGACUGGAACUGUAAACAUAAGAUUUUUUUUUUCUCCUUUUUACUGACUUUUGCUAAAGUAAAUUUCCACGCUGUGCAAAGUGCA
Molecule: messenger RNA, 1749 nt
Organism: Cinclus cinclus
Lineage: Eukaryota; Metazoa; Chordata; Aves; Passeriformes; Cinclidae
Gene: DUSP11
Product: dual specificity phosphatase 11
Exons: 9
Coding region: 9-1343 (444 amino acids)
Biological process (GO): protein dephosphorylation
Molecular function (GO): protein tyrosine/serine/threonine phosphatase activity; polynucleotide 5'-phosphatase activity
Source: RefSeq, a predicted model, not a curated record